Messenger RNA from Vanessa atalanta (red admiral), 1878 nucleotides. Its product is annotated as RNA-binding protein 33. The transcript has 10 exons. Lineage: Eukaryota; Metazoa; Arthropoda; Insecta; Lepidoptera; Nymphalidae. The record is from RefSeq and is a predicted model, not a curated record. Bases 165 to 1841 code for a protein of 558 amino acids. Gene Ontology annotation, molecular function: protein binding.
CUGUAAGUUAAGCACAGCGCAUGCGCGUCAAUAUCGACCGCACCCGUCGUGUACAAGUUCUGUCACAUUCUAGGAAAACGUUUCAAAUCGAGUUAAUCAGAUGCAUAAGCACGCUUGCGAAAGCGAGCGCUGCGUGAAGUGAGAAAGAUUCGUGACUGUCGCCGAUGUAUCCGAGGAUGUUGUGGACGUUGCUGAUUGCUGCAGCGGCAUUGGUGGUGGACGCGCACGAGCUGGACCCGGCGGCAUGUGCAGCACGAUUCGAUGUGCAGCGGGACAAGAUCAUCAGGACAGAGGAGUCACGCGAGAUGGGCGCGCGUUACCUCUCCGAGUUGGACGUUGGUGCGCGUCGGGAAUGCUUGCGGCUCUGCUGUGAAACCGAUGCCUGUGACGUGUUCGUCUUUGAGGAAAAGAGCCCAGGCAGUUGCUACCUAUUCAAUUGUGGGCCGCCAGAGGACUUCCGUUGCAAGUUCACGGCUCACGGCAACUUUAGCAGCGGCGUGCUGGCGCUGAGUCGUCGCCUUGCCGAGCUGCAGGAUCAGGAGCGUCUCGAGCACCAUGAACGAGAGCUCGCUAGCCUCAGACAUCCAACGACUACGACAAUGAGCACGACGCAGACCACGCGCAGUACGGAACUACCACGCCUCCCACCGGAACCCCCACAACCGCCCCAAGAGCCGCCUCCACCUCAACCUUUACCGACAGGGCGAUGCAGCCGAUACCAGUUCGAAUGCCGACGCGGCGGAGAGUGUAUCGCGGUUUACAACGCGUGCGACGGCGUCCCGCAGUGCGCGGAUGGCAGCGACGAAGCGCCGGAGCUGGGCUGCCCAGCCUCCCCCGCGCCCGCCGUGCCACCCGAGCACUCGCCCGCACGAGUCAGCCCCGCCACUCACCCGCCCGUGCCUUCUCUGCCACUUACGCAGGUUCAAGUGCUAGAUAGCGUUGAAGACGGCAGAAGUGCCGUGGGUCCAGUGAGCAACAACGAUGCGAUGGCCGAAGGUCCAGACAUUUGGCCGCACCGUCUCACACAAGCGCAACCACAACACAGGUAUAAUUCAGGAAGCGGCGGUAGUAUGGGAGGAUCGCACAUUUUCAGCCAUAAAGGCGGGCUGCUGCAGGAGAACGCAUUCGAGCCUCCUGCGCCUAACGCACCCUGGCCACGGCGAGCCUGGCAAGCGCCACAGACAGGUGCAGACGGCAUGGAUGGCGACCGCGGCUGGGGAGGCUACGGACGUCUCGACUGGCCUGACACAGAACCCCGCCGCGCCUGGCCUGUGCCACCACGACCAGAGCCGGAUAUUCCAGUGUACUUGCCUCCAAAAACGAUGCCUGAAAUGCCGAUGAUAUAUUCAAGUCAGCGGCAGACUCUUCGUGACAGCCCCAAAAAGGGUUUUGAUCUAAUAAAUCAAAACCAGCCUAUAGAUUUCCAAACGGAGCCCCCGCCGCCGCCGCGCCCGCCUGUCGUGCCGCUCGUCGAUGACAGUAUCGACCGAAGAGAGGAACAAAAACCGCCCAGUGUCGAGAAUACGACUAAAAAAAAGGUUUUAAAAGAUAUCCCGCUAGAGUCGGGUAAGUCGUCAAACGCGGGCGUACAUGCGGGCGCGGUGCCACACACCGCCGCAGUGGCAGCGCUCGAGGCGCGCGAACGCUGGCCGCUGGACGAGCACGACGGACUCAGCGAGCACCCGCCCGCUGCCGUACUACUGCUCGUACUCGGCACGCUGAUGACGGCGGCGCUGGGCGGCAUGCUGGCGUGCCGCGCGCGCGCCGCCCGCCGCCGGCGCCGCGCACACCCGCGCCUGGCGCUCGACGCGGACUACCUCGUCAACGGCAUGUACCUCUAACCCGUCUCGCGGAUGGGAGCCGUGCCGUACUGAAAUA